This is a messenger RNA of Arachis duranensis, 984 nucleotides long. Its product is annotated as proline-rich receptor-like protein kinase PERK1. Gene Ontology annotation, molecular function: ATP binding; protein kinase activity. Gene Ontology annotation, biological process: protein phosphorylation. Bases 1 to 984 code for a protein of 327 amino acids. The transcript is spliced from 7 exons. NCBI's taxonomy places the organism in Eukaryota, Viridiplantae, Streptophyta, Magnoliopsida, Fabales, Fabaceae. The record is from RefSeq and is a predicted model, not a curated record.
AUGUCAUCAAAGAACAGAAUAUUCAGAUACGAGGAGUUGGAAGUUGCAACAGAUGGGUUCUCGAAAGCAAAUUUGGUUGGAGAAGGUGGAUUCGGUUAUGUCCACAAAGGAGUUCUUCCAAACGGCAUGGAGGCUGCCAUCAAACAGCUCAAGGAUGGAAGUAGGCAGGGAGAGCGUGAAUUCCAAGCUGAAGUAGACAUAAUCACUCGGCUUCAUCACAGGAAUCUCGUUUCUUUACUUGGAUAUUGCAUCGCCGGCCACCGUAGACUUCUCGUCUACGAAUUUGUUCCAAACAAUACAUUAGAGUUUCAUCUACAUGGGCAAGGUCCUACUUUAGAUUGGCCUACAAGAAUGAGGAUUGCCCUAGGAGCUGCUAAGGGAUUAGCAUAUCUUCAUGAGGAAUGUUAUCCCAAGAUCAUUCAUCGUGAUAUCAAAGCUGCUAACAUUCUCCCCGAUUUUAAUUUUCAAGCAAAGCUUGCUGAUUUUGGGCUUGCAAAGUUUUGCCCGGAUAUGAAUACGCAUGUUUCGACUCGAGUCAUGGGAACUCUAGGGUAUGUAGCUCCUGAAUAUGCUUCCAGUGGAAAUCUCACUGAAAAAGCCGACGUUUUCUCCUUUGGAGUCAUGCUUCUCGAGUUAAUUACUGGCCGCCGACCAGUAAUUGAUUCACAUCAUACUUUCAUGGAGGCAAUGCCUUUGCUAACAAAGAUUUUGAAAGAGAAUAAUUUUAAAGUUGUAGCUGACCAAAAGCUACAAAAUCAGUAUGAAGCAACCGAAAUGGUUUCCAUGCUGGCCUCUGCAGCUGCUUCUAUACGAUAUGAAGCAAAGCUUCGACCAAAGAUGAGCCAGAUAGUUCGUGCUUUGGAAGGAGAUGCCUCUCAAGUAGCUGAGUUCACUUCUAAUGUAUUGUGCUUGGAUUCUGAGGCUGCUAUAUACAGACGAGAAAUGAUCAAAAUCAUUAAUGACAUGAGUGGAUCCACGAGUUAA